Molecule: messenger RNA, 405 nt
Organism: Purpureocillium lilacinum
Lineage: Eukaryota; Fungi; Ascomycota; Sordariomycetes; Hypocreales; Ophiocordycipitaceae
Source: RefSeq, a predicted model, not a curated record
AUGGGUCUCCGCAUUGCAGAGAUGGAUGACAGCGGGAUUCAAUUCUCGCCCUCGUCCAAUGCCGGCCUCGAGUUCUACAGCCUUAAUGUUCAUCAAGACAUGCGUAUUCGAACGAUCCUCGAGUCCUCUUUGACGUGGUGCGCCUUGGGAGAUUAUCGGAGAAUCCACGAAGAUAAGGGUCAUACCUACCAGCUCAGGAAGGGCGGCGCCGAAGCCGAUAUUCUUGUUAUCCAGCUGUGGAGCGCGAAGUCUGAGGCGAGGUACUGGAAAGCCUCGCACAAGGCGUCACGGGAGGCUCUGGACAGCGUACGCGCGGCAAACCGCAUGUGGGAGGUUGCAUCCGCCCGGCUGGAGCAAGCGGGCUGUAAAGCGCAGGACAUCUUUUUCGAGAAUGGAGGAUUGUGA